Messenger RNA from Physella acuta, 1017 nucleotides. Its product is annotated as clathrin light chain A-like. The record is from RefSeq and is a predicted model, not a curated record. NCBI's taxonomy places the organism in Eukaryota, Metazoa, Mollusca, Gastropoda, Physidae. Gene Ontology annotation, cellular component: clathrin coat of coated pit; postsynaptic endocytic zone cytoplasmic component; clathrin coat of trans-Golgi network vesicle. Gene Ontology annotation, biological process: clathrin-dependent endocytosis; intracellular protein transport. Gene Ontology annotation, molecular function: structural molecule activity; clathrin heavy chain binding.
AUGGAGCAGCAAUUAUGUGUAUCCUUGGCCCUAAUCCUGACCAACAUUUUAAUUUUCCUAUCCGAUAUUUAUUUCUCCGUCAAAACGGAAACCUCGGCUGAUUCUCAGAUCAUAGUUUACAGUCCUACAGGUCUACAGUGCUUGAUAGUUCUGCGCCUUCAGUUCUGCCUACAGCCAGCUCGUGCAAAAAAGUUGUCUCCCUGUUAUAAGGCUCUGCUGAGUGUCUACGUCAUAUCCGGAGAAGAUUUGUGGGAAAAACUGCUGGGGGAUGUGUUUCAGUGUGGAUGUUUACAAGCCAAUUACCAUAGCGACGAGUGUGUAGACCCUGCUGCUGACUUUUUAGCAAGAGAACAGUCGGAGUUAGCCGGUCUGGAGGAUGAUAACUUUGGCGAAGGGCAACAGUUCACACAAGACUUUGAUGGGUUUGCGCAAAAUCAAGAACAAGUAACAGUGGCUCAGAGUAAUGGGCCAAGUAACAUGUAUGAGGCAAUAUCCCAGCAAGAUACCAUAAGAGCAGUUCCAGAGAAAAUAAAAAUCUGGCGUGAAGAACAAAAGACAAGACUGGAGAAAAAAGACUCUGAAGAAGCAAAGCGUAAAAAAGAAUUGAAAGAGAAAGCAAAGAAAGAGCUUGAUGACUGGUACAAACAUCACACGGAACAGUUGGAGAAAACAAAAGAGAACAACAGGGCUGCUGAAACUGCAUUUGUCAAGGAUCGUGAUGAAAAGGUCACCGGUCAAGCAUGGGAGAAAAUAACCCGCCUUUGUGAAUUUAACCCAAAGAACUCAAAGAACACUAAAGAUGUAUCUAGGUUCAGGUCUAUCUUGUUGCAACUGAAACAGACACCAUUAGUGCGUUAGGUAUUGUGUGCAAUUAGAAGCUGAUUAUACAUUUGUCAUUUUUAUGUUAGUCACCAGCAAAUGUUUUAAUAAUUAUGGUAUAUAAAUGUCCAACUUCUAAAAUAAAAUAUUAGUUUUCAGUGAAUAAGUAGAAUUAUUUCUACAGAAUAAAUGUUUUUA